UGUGCUGGAGUAUGUCAGUUCCGUCAUGGAUCGUACCAACUGCGCUUUGGAAGAGACCAACAAUUUGUUCAUUUCUUGCUGACUUAUUUCCGUUAUCCAUGGGGUGCAAAUGCGUGGACCGGUGUCGCCUUCGGAAAUUCGAUGCGUGAUGGAUUGGACUUCAUCGCAGUGCGCAUCCUGGAGAACAGAGUGCUGAUUAGUGAUGAAUUUAUCCGUGGCUUUAGGCCACCGUGGUCUGAUGCAAGCCAAGACGUAGUUAUCCAUUCAGUUACGUUCAUCGGUGGCAAUUUACGGGUUCAAUUUACUCGACCUUUACAGUCUGCCGACAUUGCUGAUUUUUCGCUAGCUGGCUGCUUGCCUUGGCAGUUUCCGACAGUACUAUCGCCAGUUGGACUCGAUGGUCACAUUCACAAACAUGUUGUUACGCCAGAGAGGACAAUUGUAUGUAUAGAUCGGUGUCCGUGUGUAUUUAACUCCACGUCGAACCCGUGCGGUUUAUGA
This is a messenger RNA of Gongylonema pulchrum, 501 nucleotides long. The record is from the annotation of a GenBank genome assembly. Lineage: Eukaryota; Metazoa; Nematoda; Chromadorea; Rhabditida; Gongylonematidae.